AUGCUAUCUUCUGCUCCCAUCAUGAAGCCUCCCGACUGGUCUUUGCCGUUUGAAAUCAUGUGUGAUGCAUCUGAUUAUGCUGUGGGUGCGGUCCUGGGACAAUAUGAAGGCAAGCUUCCUCAUGUCAUCUACUAUGCUAGCAAGACUCUGAUGGAUGCUCAAGUCAAUUACACAACAACAGAAAAAGAGCUACUAGCCAUUGUCUUUGCCUUGGAUAAAUUCCGCUCAUAUCUUUUGGGAUCCAAGGUAAUCAUCUACUCAGAUCAUGCGGCUCUGCGCCAUUUGCUGGCCAAGAAAGAAACUAAGCCCCAGUUGAUUCGAUGGAUACUUCUUCUGCAAGAAUUCGACACCAAAAUACGGGACAAGAAGGGAACUGAGAAUGUUGUCGCCGACCACCUAUCACGGAUUAUGUUUGAGAAACCUCAGCCUAUUCCAGUUAAUGAUUCCUUCCCGGAUGAGCAGCUAUUUGAGAUUACUUCGAGGGAGCCGCCUUGGUAUGCUGAUAUUGUUAACUAUUUAGCCACAGGUCGGAUCCCUUCUCAUUGGUCUAAACAAGACAAGGAUCGCUUCUUCAAGCAAGUCCGAUCUUAUUUUUGGGAAGCUCCAGAGUUAUUCAAGUAUUGUGCUGAUCAGAUAAUCCGCCGCUAUGUUACCGAGAGUGAAUUCCACAAUAUUCUUACAUUUUGCCAUUCAUUAGCAUGUGGAGGACACUUUAGUGCCAAGAAAACUGCAGCCAAGGUUUUACAGAGCGGAUUCACAUGGCCUACCUUGUUCAAAGAUGCCUAUGGGUUUUGUCGGGCUUAUGAGAGGUGCCAACGCCUUGGAGCUAUGUCUCGGAGAGACAUGAUGCCACUAAGCCCUAUCCUAAUUGUUGAAAUCUUUGACGUUUGGGGUAUCGACUUCAUGGGACCCUUCCCACCAUCUUUUGGGUUUGAGUAUAUUCUUGUAGGAGUGGAUUAUGUCUCUAAAUGGGUCGAGGCUGUGGCCACCAAGACUAAUGAUCACAAGGUUGUGGUCAAAUUCAUCCAGGCCAACAUUUUCAGUCGAUUCGAUACCCCACGGGCCAUCAGAGGUAAGUACUUUUGCAAUCGGUUUCUCAAGACGUUGCUCCUUAAAUAUUCUGUCUCACACAAAGUAGCCACUCCCUACCAUCCUCAAACUAGUGGCCAAGUAGAAGUUUCCAACAGGGAGAUUAAGCACAUUCUAGAGAAGACCGUUAGGCCAGAUCGCAAGGAUUGGUCCCUGCACCUCCAUGAUACACUGUGGGCCUAUCGCACAGCUUACAAGACAUCAAUCGGUAUGUCUCCAUACCGGAUUGUUUGUGGCAAGGCAUGCCACCUUCCUGUGGAACUAGAGACAAAGCUCUGUGGGCAAUCAAGCAGUUCAAUUUUGACAAGAAAGAAGCUAGCUCUCAUCGGGAACUUCAGUUGA
This is a messenger RNA of Alnus glutinosa, 1431 nucleotides long. RefSeq lists its product as uncharacterized. Lineage: Eukaryota; Viridiplantae; Streptophyta; Magnoliopsida; Fagales; Betulaceae. The coding region runs from base 1 to 1431 and encodes 476 amino acids. The transcript has a single exon. Gene Ontology annotation, biological process: DNA integration. Gene Ontology annotation, molecular function: nucleic acid binding. The record is from RefSeq and is a predicted model, not a curated record.